AUGCGCCUCUUCCUAAUCCCGAUCUCGACCAGUCGGGUUCUCAUAUACGCGCGGCCACUCCAAAAAGACAUGGCAAGAGAGCUCUCAGUCCUUGACCGAGUCACUACAAAGGUAGCCGAGACCUGGGCUAAGUGGGAGGAAGCUGAAAAAGGGUGGAAGAAGCACCUGGUGACCUGGGGAAACCGAGUCCAGCAACGGAUACCAUACGAGGAGUGGGGUCUCAAGAGUAUUCCCUCUUUCGAAACACAGAAGCGACUUGAUAACACACAUGGAGAAACCAAGAUCGAUGUCUUGUUCCCCAGGAACGCCAUACGACAAGAAAAGAUCAACACUCUGCUUCACACUAUUGCGACGGAAAGACAGGAGCUUCACAAGAAGAAGAUGAUGUGGAGUUUGGUUCUAGCCCCCAUUACCGCACCUUUCGGACUGGUGCCAGUGAUCCCUAACAUUCCCUUUUUCUAUGUGGCCUACAGGGGCUGGUCCCACUGGCGCGCAUUGAAUGGUUCAAAACACCUUGAACAUCUUGUUGAAAAGAACCUCCUCAAUCCCAUUUCAUUGCCUGCACUAGAACAGUUGUACGCCAAACGCGCGUCCCGAGCGCUUGACAGCGCCAAGAUCGAUACGCCUCACUCCGAGGUCGUCGAGAAAAUUGAACAGAGUGAAGAAGAUCGCAUCUUGCUCAAGAUGUCAGAUGCUAAGAAGCUAGCCACAAUUUUAGACGCUCCCGAGCUCGCGUUGGAAGCCGAGCGAGCAAUUAUCCAAGUUAGCGAGCAGAUCGAGGCUGCAAAGGCUAAAAAGAAUGAGCCGGACAACGAGAAGAAGAGCUCAUAA
Molecule: messenger RNA, 831 nt
Organism: Penicillium nucicola
Lineage: Eukaryota; Fungi; Ascomycota; Eurotiomycetes; Eurotiales; Aspergillaceae
Product: mitochondrial K+-H+ exchange-related family protein
Exons: 3
Coding region: 1-831 (276 amino acids)
Biological process (GO): potassium ion transport; proton transmembrane transport
Cellular component (GO): mitochondrial inner membrane
Source: RefSeq, a predicted model, not a curated record